AUUUGGAAAAGCCUAAGAAGAAGGCGUUUUCAUCAAUGGAACUAACUAAGGAAAAGUCCCCGACAAUAACAUUCAGCAAUGUAAAAGAUGAACACGAACAAAGUGUCACAAAACGGUCUCGAAUUGUGAAUGAAACUGCUAAAAAGGGUCCUCCAACGAACAAAUCUAUCCCAGUGAGGAAUUUGAAGACCAUCAUAGUCAAGAUGUCUACUGCGGAGAAUGCUGGAUUCAAACAUGAGUACCAUGAAAUACCAAAGGGUGAACUUCAUCCUUGUGAAGAGGCAAAAAAGUCGGAAAAUAAACCAAAAAAUAGAUACACGACCAUAUUCCCUUACGACCACUCUCGCGUUGUUUUGAAAAAAACGUAUGAAGGAGAUUAUAUCAAUGCUAAUUAUAUCGAGAAUGUCCUUCAUCAACGAAAUUACAUCGCAACUCAAGGCCCAAAACCUAAGACAAUCGGUGAUUUUUGGCAGAUGAUUUGGCAGGAGGAUGUAUCUGUCAUUGUUUGUUUGACCAAUCUCAAAGAAGGGACAAAGAACAAAUGUGCCCAAUAUUGGCCAGAUAUCAGCGAUAAACUACAAACAGGGGAUGUUACACUGAGACACCUGGAAGAAAAAGUAUAUUCUAAUUAUACAAUAAGACGGUUCAAAGCAAGUAAACAUAUGGAGCAGAAAGAUCGUGAGGUUGUGAUGUUUCAUUACACGCGGUGGCCAGAUCAUGGGGUUCCUGAUCCACUCAGUCUUGUUGUGUUCCAUCGUCACGUAAUGAAGAUUUCAUCAGAAUACCCUGGAAAAUAUACAGUUGUGCAUUGCAGCGCAGGAAUUGGCAGAACAGGGACAUACAUAGCUUUAGACGCCCUCUACCGGGAAGGUGAGAUAAUUGGUAAAGUUAAUGUACCUAUGUACGUCAGGACCAUGAGAAAAGACAGAAUGAACAUGAUUCAAGGGGAUGACCAGUAUAAAGCAGUUUAUCUUGCCUUAUGUGAAUCUUUCAACGGGAAAUCAAGAUGUUUGACGUCCUCCAUGUUUUCCAAGUUAUUCCAAGAUAAAACCUACAUGAAUUCUGGACAAGUUACAAAGAAUUCCUCCUUGUCUUCAGAAUUUCAGGAGCUACAGUCUCUUCGUAAAGAAUACACUGAGAAAGACUAUGGAUCUGGCCGAACAAAUGAAUCAGCAAAUUAUACAGAGAGUGUCCUACCAGUGGAAGAAUUUCUGUGUUAUUUGUCCUACACAAAGGGAAGAAACACGUACUACAACGCUGUUCUUCUACAGUCCUUCACUGAAAAAGACAGUCUUAUUAGCGCCCAGUACCCACUUCCUGACUACACUGAAGACUUUCUCAGACUCAUCAGUGAUUUUGAUGCUCGUGUUGUGGUUUUUAUGUGUCCGAUAAGAGAAUUGAAAUCUACCUGUCUUUGGUUUCCGACGAAAUCUGAACAUAAAACCGUUGGGAAUUUUACCAUCAAAUUGGCCUCGGCGACAAAUUCUACAAACUUUGCAUCAAGAAAUAUCGUCUUACAGCCAGAGGGAGGCAGGACUAUGGGGAUUACAGUACUAGAAUGUAAGACUUGGAAAGAAGGGAAAAUGAUAAUAGAUAAAAGAGCUUUGCUGGAUUUAAUCAAAGAAACAAAAUCUGAAAAGACUAAGCACAAGGAAGGGAGGGUUGUUAUUAUGUCAAGUGAUGGAGCCACACGUUGUGGAGCAUUCUGUGUGGUUUAUAACGCUCUGGAACAACUCUCUAUGGACCAGGAGGUGGACAUAUUCACCAUCACAAGGCAACUUCAGAUCCGAAGACCGGAGUUUGUAUCGACUUUGGACGAAUACCAGCUCUGUCAUGACGCUGUUGCAGAGUACAUGCAAAAUGACAGUGUGUAUGCAAACUGCUAAAUCUAUUAAUGAUGAAAUAAAUACAGAUCAUAGUUGAAUACUUUUAACAGACAUUUUAAAAUGUAUUUUGCCUGCUUUGUUUACUCUAAAAGACAUUUUGUAAAAUAUUUUCAAAAUAUAGAAAAAAAGCUUACUCUUGAAAAUCUUAGUACUUUGAUUGUCGCAUACUAUAAGUAUUUUUGUAGGCACAUUUUAAUAUGCAAUAAAAUCUGUUUACUGAUUCUUUGGGAUAAUUAUUUUUGAAUUCAUGUAGACCACCUUUGAAGGGUCUGAUUAAAACAAACAUUACUGUUUAUUUGU
Messenger RNA from Saccostrea echinata, 2186 nucleotides. RefSeq names its product receptor-type tyrosine-protein phosphatase alpha-like. The record is from RefSeq and is a predicted model, not a curated record. The transcript has 17 exons. The coding region runs from base 36 to 1886 and encodes 616 amino acids. NCBI's taxonomy places the organism in Eukaryota, Metazoa, Mollusca, Bivalvia, Ostreida, Ostreidae. Gene Ontology annotation, molecular function: protein tyrosine phosphatase activity. Gene Ontology annotation, biological process: protein dephosphorylation.